Molecule: messenger RNA, 1770 nt
Organism: Stylonychia lemnae
Lineage: Eukaryota; Ciliophora; Spirotrichea; Sporadotrichida; Oxytrichidae
Source: the annotation of a GenBank genome assembly
AUGAUAGAGUCUUUCCCAAGAAUUUACUUUCUCGAGCGUAAGAUAAACUUAGAGAUGAGCACAAGUAUUGGCUUUAAUUAAGAAUAAGAUAAUGAAUAUAAUCAAGCAGUUAAGGAUAUAAUGUAAGGAGAUCAAGUUAGACUUUAAAAUAGAAAAAGAUCUUAGGCAGCAAUGGAAAGCUUCGAUUAAGAAUUCAGAGUAUUCUAUGCUAAUUCAUCUCCAAAACGGCCCUAUGAGGUAUCAAGACAUGAAAGAAACAUCAAAGAUGUACUAAUAGAUAAAAGCAUGCAAGAAAAUCCAUUCAAAAGACUAGAAAAUUUAAAAAAGGCCUAAAAAGCAUAUUAACUUAAGCAAAAGAUGCAAAGCCAUUAGAACAGUUUAAGAUAGAGCAUAGAUAUACAAGAUCAGUUAUAGUAAGAAAAUGGGAAUGAUCCCAUUUAUCAAUAGUCCUAAAGCCAUCAUCAGACUAAAAUGGGCCAGGCAAAAAUUAAACUUAAUACUAUGAGAUCAGAGGCAAUUGAGGAAUCAAAGAAUCACCCACAAUCCUAGCUUUGGUACCCGGCGAUCUCUGAUUUCAAAUCUCAUAUAACUUCAGAUUUUGAUAAAAUCUACUAGACAAAAACUGAGCAGAGAGAGCUUAUGAAAAAUCCUCCUAAAUAAAACCCUAAGCUCAGGAAAACAUUUUUGAUAAUUAAUACUGACAAAGAUGCUGUUGCCUCUUAGAGUAUUAGAAAUAAAAAUAUGACUUUGGUUAGUUAGACCAAUAUUGGAACAGAUAAUGAUGGAUCUAGCAAACCAAUUUUAAUUGACACAUCAGAUCCAUUAAUGGACGGAGAUUUAUUGUUUAAAUUCGGAGAUCCUAAAAAUUACUGGUUUGAUGUUGGAGAUAUAAGAUAGCAUUAAAUGUAUGAGGCUAAUUUAGUUUAGAUUUCUAAGAGAUCUAAAUUCAAAGUUUAUUAGAGCGUGGUUAGACCAGACACCUCAUAAAGAGUUUAAUUUGUUGAAAAAUGUGGUAUUUCUAGCUAAAAUAAGUUCAGGCACAACAAAUCUCAAUUACCUAUCAAACAAUAGUUCCUUUAGAGAAGACAAAGCUAGCAGGAAAUGAAUAAUACAGAGUUAGAAAGAAUUAAAGAGAACGAACUAGAUUAGCUUCAACCUUACAGCAAUGACUAUGUUGAUAACAAUAAAAUAUAGUCAAAAUAGUUAAAGGGAACUGAAAUCCCUACUGGUAAAAAUUCUUAAUAUAAAACAGAUAUGCUGAAAAAAAUUAGAGAUAAAUCGCUUCAAAAACAGAAAAUUUAGUCUAAAGAUAAUUAUUUAAAAGCUUAGUUAAAUCUUAAGAAGGGAUUGAGCAAUAUGUAUUCAAAUUCCUAGCAAAGAGAAGAUCUGUAAAAGCAAGAUUCUUUUGUAGCAUUAUUUGAUAAGUUUUAGGCGAGAUAGCCGGAACUUAAAGUUGAUGGUUCAACAACUCAAGGGUCUUAAUCUAAAUAAAUGGCUGCGAGACAAAUGCUCUUAACUUAGACAGGCUAAAAUAAAGAUGCUCCUAUUGAUAAUUCUUUUAUGAAUCAAUUGAUUGAAGUCAGAAGUAACAAAAUUGGAGAGAAAAAACUUUUCAAAGCUGAGUUCAGUGAUAAGCUUUAUAUGUUUUAGCAGAUUGAGAAUCUUGCAAAAGAUUAGUAACUCGAAAAGAAAAUAGAUGAACUAGCUCAAAGAAGGAAAAAGAUGUUGCAGGCAAUGGAACAAUUUGAAAAGAACAACAAGUUUAAAUGA